Messenger RNA from Corythoichthys intestinalis (scribbled pipefish), 7458 nucleotides. It is a transcript of the gene cc2d2a, whose product is annotated as coiled-coil and C2 domain containing 2A. The record is from RefSeq and is a predicted model, not a curated record. Gene Ontology annotation, biological process: protein localization to ciliary transition zone; non-motile cilium assembly. The transcript is spliced from 29 exons. Lineage: Eukaryota; Metazoa; Chordata; Actinopteri; Syngnathiformes; Syngnathidae. The coding region runs from base 2228 to 6340 and encodes 1370 amino acids. Gene Ontology annotation, cellular component: ciliary transition zone.
UUUCUUGCAGACACCAUAUAACUGUCUACAUUAGUCUAACACAUUCAUUAUAGUAACGCAUUUGACCGUAGUUUGAGGGACGUCACUCCAUGCCCUUUGACACACUAAAGUGGAUCACCUUAUCAGCCCUCGCCUGACAAGCGAAGGAAAGGACUUCAACAACUCUUCGAUGGGGCCAGAACGCUCUCGCCCUACCAAGACAACAACUUGAUAGCGCGGCGCCUUAGACGUCAAGACAUGCAUCAGUUGCCGUGUCAACCACGUCCUAGCCACGAAGGAUGACGCACGAACUUGACCGCACAACCCCCAGGCCCGCCUUCCGUCCGGCCUACUCCACCGGAGCUUUCAAAAGAGCGAACAACGGUCGCUUCUCGGGGACAUUCUGAUAUAUCCGUUGUUUUGCGGACCUUGGAUCCAACAUUGCCUCUCCGUCGUGUUUUUCCUUGUUUUUUGAUCAUUGUUGACGAAUAAAUUGUCAACCUGUUUUCGGGGAGCCUUCUUUAAACCGUUCAAAAUGGAAUCAGUACAAAGGGUUAACACCGGAGUGAACGCACUGAAUUUGGUCUCGCCGGCUGACUUGCUGUGGUGGCGCCAUCUGGCUCGGCUGUCGCUGUUCCGGCGGCUUGGCCGGGGGGCCGAAUUCCUUCACCCGGCAUUGGUUAAGAGUGGCUAUUGGCCCGCUCUCAUUGGACUGGAGCAGGUCAAUAGCGAUAGCUGCUUGGCGUGCAAAGUGAUCACGUGUCAUCACACAACAGAGAGUGUAGUGAGCGUCAGGAGCAAAAAUGGCUGCGGUGGAGUCUUAUAAUACUGGACCGGUAAAUGGUAUCGGCACCCUCUUUGGGUACUCACCGAUACUACCAGCCGAUACUGGUAUCGGUGCAUCUUUACUUAGGAUCAAUUUCUGUUGAUUAUGGACCGCUUUCUGAUUGUUUAGGGACAUUGCCAGGUCAAUUCCUGUACAAUUUCGGGCUUACCGUAGUCACUUCCUGUACAUUUUGGAUUAUUUCCUGUUGAUUUUAGGGCAUUCCUGUUUCACUUCCUGUUCAUUGGUCACCUCCUGUGGAUAAUGGUGCAUUUCCAGGUAACUUCCUGAUGGUUAUGGGCUACUUUGGGUCUCUUUGUUUAUUCUGGACCACUUUCUGAUGGUUUUGGGGCAUUGUCGGGUCACUUCCUAUACAUUUCUGUCACUUUUAGUUCAUUUAGGGUCAGUUCUUGUUUUUGUGCCUUGCAUAGCCACGUACUGUACAUUCUGAAUCAGUUCCUGUGGAUUUUAGGGAAUUCCUGCUUCAUUUCCUGUCCAUUGGUCACUUUAUGUGGAUUUUGGUGCAUUUCCACGUCACUUCCAGUUGGUUUUGGGGCACCUAGGGUCAUUUUCUGUUGAGUCUGGACCACUUUUGAUAGUUUUGGGGCAUUGCCAGGUCACUUCCUGUACAUUUCACUUCCUCUACAUUUUGGGGCCUUCCGUAAUCACUUACUGUACAUUUUUGGUCAUCCCCUGUUGAUUUUAGAGCAUGGCUGGUUCACUUCCUGUUCAUUGGCCACUUCCUGUGGAUUUGGUGUAUUGCCAGAUCACUCCCUGUUGGUUUUGGGAUUCUUAGGGUCACUUUCUGUUGAUUACGGACUGCUCUCUGAUGGUUUUGGGGCAUUACCAGGUCACUUCCUAUACAUUUUGGUCACUUUCUAUUUAUUUAGGGUCACUUCCUGUACAUUUUGGGUCAUUUCCUGUUGAUUAUAGGGCAUUACUGGUUCACUCCCUGUUCAUUUUUUUACUUCCUGUGGAUUUUGGUACAUUUACAGGUCAAAAACAUGAUUAAUUUCACACUACAUAAACAGUUAUUACUAAGAGUGUGACAAUAUCUCGAUACAGCGAUAUAUCGCGAUAUUUUGCAACCCGAUGGGUUAUCGAUAUGCUCCCGCCAAGAAUCGAUACUUUUAUUUAACAUAUUUGCCAUACAAUGGAGUAUGGAUGCUGUAAACUGCUCAAUGUUUGUUGAGCAAUUCCUUGGCGGUCCACAAGGGGCGCUCGGGAGUGGCGGUGAGGGUAAAGUGCGCACAAGUUGUCUAGAGAAGAAGAGAGGCAGCUCCUAGUGGGUUGAAAAAAUAAAAAAGCUCCGUGAGAACGGUGGAGGAAAAAAUGAGAAAAAUAUUGCCACAAAUCACACAUGGGGACACACUUUAGAUUUUACACCAACAAGAAAGGAAGUAAGGUGAACAAGGACUUUGCUGUAUGCAACAAUUGUCUAACAAAAAUAAGGUUCACUGGGAGCUGGUGACGAAGGGCACACCUGAUUUCUUCCCUGCUUCGCAUUCAUCACUUGAGGGAGCCAAAUGGUUCGGAGAUGACGGCAGGAUCAUCUCUCUGCCGGACCCCAUCAAGGAAUCGUCUAGCAGACCGCCGCUCUUCCAUAUGGAGGACGAUCUGGACCCAGCCCUGCAAACGUUCUACAUGAAGCCACUCCAGUCCAAGCAUACAAAUCUGUCCAUCUGUGCUGCGGAUGCUGUCCUAGGCGACUACCAGCUAGAUGUGGACGUGUCGGGCCUUAUUUUCUCCCAUCACCCACUCUUCAGCCGCGAACACGUGCUGGCGUCACGUCUGGCCCAGCUGUACGACCAGUACCUCAACCGGCAACGUAACAACCUCACGGAGCACCUCACCGACAAGUUGAACGGGCUGAGAAACACCAUGAGGAACAUGCUGGAGAUCCACAGCGAGCAGAACCUCUCUCAAGCCUUGCAGCAGAGGAUCGUGGAGUACAGCAUGGAGGUCAAGAACACGCGGGAACUGCGGGACGGUGAGCAGGAGAAGGAUAGGACGCUGUUGAAGAGCUUGGUCAAAGUCUGGAAGGAGCUGAAGGCCUUAAGAGAACAUCAGAGGUUCAUCAACACGCCUUACAAGCUCUUCUUAAGACGGGAGACUGUGGACCGCGAGUCGGACGAACGCGAGUACGAGAAAGACAUUUUGUCCGAGGUGUGGGAGCUGGAGGCCGAGGCCGAGGUGGACUACCAGACCAAGCUGAGCGAAUACAAGAAACAGCUGGACGAGUGGAAGGCUUGGAGGAAGAAACAGAAAUCCAAGAAGAAGAAACGAAAGAAGAAAGCGCAGGACGAAACGGAAGAAGACGACCAGGAAGCCAGUGAACCCGAAGGACCACCUGACGAAGGCCCGUCCAAGCCGGACACCCCGGAAAAGCUGGAGUUGGACACCAUCGUGAAGCAGGUCCGCGAGAAAGCGGCCAGGAUUCGCAGAAAGCCGGGCGAGGCCAUCUUGAUCCCGGAGCUGACCGCUUCUGGAAACGUCUCGGAGGGAGAGCUCUGCCCCAGGGGCGAAGUGGCUCGCCGGCAUGAAGUUGCGAGACGAUUCAUCUUUGUCAAGAUUUUGUACAACGACAAAGAAGUCUCGCAGACCAACAGUUUCCCGCUCAACCCCGAUUUCCGAGUGCACUUUGGACAGAUUUUCAAUCUGAGGAUCGUCAACUGUCCCCGAAGCAUUACCUUACAGGUGUUUGAAGACCUGGGCUCAUUGUAUACCAUGCUAGCAGAGGUCUACGUGCCCGUGCCGCCUUCGUCGGUGCUGGCGGGCAACUCCUCCAUAGAGGAGUUUGAGUUCAGCAGCAACCAGAGAGAGAUGUUUGACCACGAAGGCGUCGGAAGCGGCGUUCCGCUUUCGUUCACGGGCGACGCCAGCGACAAUGUGAUCCUGUUGACGUCCGGGAAGCUCUCGUGCUGCGUUUCGUGGGGCGUCGGCGAGGACAAUGUGCCGCUCGCGCCUCCCCUGUCACAGCAUCCUGGCGCUCAUCACGGCGGCCAGUAUGACGCCGUCUCCCCUCUCGCUCCAUCUGGCAAUGUGAAAAAAAUUGGCGAGUGGGCCAUGCAGUCUCGACUGGACCCCAACGAUCCCGUAAAUGCCUCAGUCAUGCAGAUGCUCAAAGUGGCUAGCAGCGGUCAGGUGUCGGCGCCGGACUUCUUCCGUCUGGAGCAGCUUCAGGAGGAGUUCAACUUCGCCAGCGACGAAGAGCUGGCACGCUCGCGGCGCUUCCGCCUCCUAGCGUUGAGGAGCCAGGAGGUGCCUGAGUUUCGCAAUUACAAAUAUGUACCGUCUCGUGAGAGGGAGGUCUCUGAGAAAGUUUUUCAGGGUUAUGAGAAGAGGCUGAAGGAAGGCGAGAUGAUCGACACCAAAGAACAUCUGGACUUCCACCGAGCCUUGGUGGCCAAGUACCUCCAAAAGAUACGUGAAGCCGUCAUUCACAGGUUCCUCCUGGCCAGCCAUCACUUCCUACUGUCCGACAUGGUCAUCGAGGAGGAGAUGCCAUGUUUUGGCGGAGCACGUUUACGAAGAGUGCCAGAUCGCCACCUUCGAGAUAGCACUGAGUUUUUAGAGAUGAGGAGUCCAAAGCUGUUAAAAAUGACUGGCAGGGCAGAGAUGCUCAAUGGUGCCGGUCCAGGAAUCCUGGGUUUAAACCUCUUCCACCUGGCGGAGCCCAAACGUCCUCUGAGGCCUCAGAGGAAGGAGAGGAAGAAAGUGACAGCUCAGAACCUGUCGGACGGCGACAUCAAACUACUGGUCAACAUUUUGCGGGCGUACGAUAUUCCCGUGCGCCGCUCGCAGGGCGGUAAAGCGGGACCGUCGCCUCAAGGCGCCAUCCAGGGCAGCGAUUGGCUGGUCAACCAUGUCCAAGUGCGGCCUUUCGUGGAGGUCUCCUUCCAGCGGAACGUCUUCCAGACCACCACCGCCGACGGGCCCAACCCCUGCUGGAACGAGGAGCUGCAGCUGCCUUUUCGCGCACCCAACGAUGACUACAGCGUGGCCAGCUUGCAGUCGGUCAAAGACGAAGUCUUCAUCAACAUAUUUGACGAGGUGGUGCGCGAAAUGGGAGCGAGAGAGAACGGCGAAUCGCCGCAGACUCGGGUGGAGAAGCACUGGCUGGGUUCCGUCAAGAUUCCUUUCAGCACCAUCUACUCGCAGUCUAGGAUUGAGGGUACGUUCAAGGUGAAGACGCCGGCCGUACUGCUGGGCUACAGCAAGGAGCGUAGCCAGCCCAACGCCGGCGUCUACGAGAGCGUGCACAGCCUCUGCCAGGGAGCCUUCAUCACACUUUUCAUCACCAUCGAGCCACUGCUGCAGCCCGGCGAGUCCAUCAGGGAGAAGAUUAAAGAACUCAAGGUAACUAAAACUAGAGUUUUCCCCGCCGUUUUCCGUUGUCCUGUUUGCUUAUUGAUUCAUUUUUUUAAAAAUCCUUUCCAGUUCGACAGCCAAGAGGACGAGCGUCUCCUGCAGGCGGCCGAGCGUUUCGAGCGAGCGGCGGCCGAAGGGUUCCCUGGCCGCCCGUGCGCCACCACCGCAGUCGACCUCAACGGCAAGACCGUCUUCAUCACCCGCUACAUUCGCCCGCUCAACCCGCCGCCGGAAAUCAUGUCCGACCAACCCCAAGAGGACGCGAUUCAAGUGGCACGAUUCGUGUCGCUCAUUCCGUCGCUACCUGACAAAGUUUCUUUUUCUGGCAUCUGCGACCUAUGGAGCACAUGUGAUCAAUUCCUGAUGUUGCUGGCAGGAGAUGAAGAGGAACACGCCGUGUUGUUGUGCAACUACUUCCUAUUCCUGGGCAAGAAGGCGUGGCUGAUUAUCGGCACUGCCGUACCAGAGGGAUUGAGCGCGUACGUGCUGACGUUGGAGCAAGGCCGCUACCUGAUCUGGAACCCCAGCAGCGGACAAUACUACGGCCAGUACGACACCUUCUGCCCCCUGCAGGCGGUCGGGUGCCUGGUCAACGCUGACAAUGUGUGGUUGAACAUUCAAGAGCACGUGUCCCCAAUGAGGAUUAGCUUUGACGUGAGCAGAGGUGUCGGUUGGCGCCCCUUUUUCAACCGAUUUUUCACGCACCCGGGGCUCUCCAGCGUGCAGCCAGAAGAGCUGGUGUACCGGGGCUCGGACAAAACCGCCGCCGUGGAACUUCAAGAGAGGAUGGAGAAGCUGCUCCGCGACAAAGUCAUGGAAUGGCGCCCCCAGCGGCCCACUCGUUGGAAUCGUUACUGCAGCAGCGCCCUGAAGCAUUUCCUGCCCAGUCUGGAGCAGUGCGCCGUGGCGCUCGGGAGCGGCGCCCACGACCUCGCCGAGGGCCACCGACACGAGUUGGAGAACUUGCUCGGCGACAACCGGAUAUCAGGGUUCCCGCUACACAUGGCCUUCUCGGAAAUGGGCCCCAUAGUGGAGGCGGUGCACAGCACGGGGGUGCACACCAUCCAGACGUCCAACGUGGAGUUCGCCCUGGCCGUCUACGUGCACCCGUACCCCAAUAACGUGCUGUCCGUCUGGGUCUACCUCGCCUCUCUCGUGCGCUCCUGAUUUUACUCUUGUAAAGAAAUAUAUUUUUCUAAUCUGCUUUUUCUGAGGUGAGAUGCCGUAGAUGUCCAAUCCAUUUGGACGGGGAGGGCUGAGGUUGAAUUGAUUUUUAUAUGUAUAAUUUUUUUAUUUUACAUUUUUGUCAUUUGAACAAAAAAAAAUGGGACAGAGUGAUAUAUAUAUAUAUAUAUAUCUUUUUUUUUUUAAAUUUAACAGCUAUGCAAAUUAAUUUAUUGGCCGCCAAUGACGGCGAUAGAUGUCGAACAUAUACGGACAUAUAAUUGUCGUCAAUGGCGGCCAAUAAGUUAAUUUGCAAAGCUGUUUUUUUUUUUCCCUUUUAAUAAAAAAAUGAAGAAAAAUAUGAAAAUUUGUUCUGAACUAGUAAAUAUUUUAGUUUUUGAUUGUUAAAAAUUAAUGGUAAACAUUUUUUAUUUUACAUAAGAAAAAUUGCAAAAUUAAAAUUUUUUUAUAUUUUUUUCCCAAAUUCAACUUUAAAAAAAUAUAUAACUAGGGCUGUCAAAAGUAUCGCGUUAACGGGCGUUAAUUUUUUAAAAAUUAAUCACGUUAAAAUAUUUGACACACAUGCCCCGCUCAAACAGAUUAAAAUGACAGCAAAGUGUCAUUUCCACUUGUUACUUAUAUUUUUUGGGUGUUUUGCCGCCCUCUGGUGGCGCUUGGGUGUGACUGAUUUUAUGGGUUUCAGCACCAUUAUAGUUAUUGACAUCAACAAUGGCGAGCUACUAGUUUAUUUUUUGAGUGAAAUUUUUACAAAUUUUAUUAAAAUGAAAACAUUACGGGGGGUGUUGAUAUAACAUUUCUAUAACUUGUACUAACAUUUAUCUUUUAAGAACUACAAGUCUUUCUAUCCACAGAUCGCUUUAACAGAAUGUUAAUAAUAUUAAUUAAUUAAUUAAUAAUUUACAGAAUAUGGCAUAUUUAUAGAUGGUUUGAAUUGUGAUUAAUUACGAUUAAUUUUUAAGCUUUAACUCGAUUAAAAAUUUUAAUCGUUUGACAGCCCUAAUGAAACCCCCUCUUAAUGUUUUCGUUUUAAUAAAAUUUGUAAAAUUUUCAAACAAAAAAUAAACUAGUAGCUCGCCAUUGUUGAUGUCAAUAAUUACACA